UAUGUCGGAGCGUCACCCGGCGCGGAUCUUCCCUUCUCUCGUCUCCCUCCGUCUCUCUCUUUCUCACGCGCGACUAGUUCCUCAGCUCGGAAUUUCGGAGUGAUCUCUCUCUCUCGGUUUAAGAGUGUAGCACCUGUGCCUGUGGACGGAAGAAAAGACUGUUUCAUCUCACGCGUUCUACGCUCCUACGUGCGAGAUCGCAACCACCGGUAGUGGCGCGUCGCGUGGUGGUUUCUCGUCGUUCGUUUCGCGCGCGGACAGCAGAGCGAAUACGCGCCGGUGAGAAAUUCCUCGUUUCUCACUCGUCGUCGGGAGCAACAAGUGAGCCCGUCGGGGGAAGUGUCUCGCGCCGUCGAGGCGGACAGGGCGGACUUUCGAGCGAACGGCAAAUUCGAAACGCGCCCGUGCGCGUUCGGCGCUAAAUUCACGUGGCUCGGCUCCUCCGCGGCGCGUUCGUCGGUUAAGAAACGACGCCGACGUCGUGGUGACGACGAAUAUCGCGCAGGGAGUUUGCGGGGAGUGCACGUGUACGUCGAGAAUCGAUCGCGAUUUCGGGACGCGCGUCAAAAUCAUCGGGAUCGGCGCAACGGAUCGGAGGUGACACGGAGACGGAGCUCGGCGCGUGGCGUCGCUCUGAAGUUCGCCAAUGGAGACGAGAUGAACGCGGCAGGAAUCGCCGAUCCGGGAAUCUCGUCCCACGCAUCGUCCAGAGAAUCCAGGGACUCACGAUAACCGUCAGUGACAUCGGCGACGCGGCGACACGAGAAGGUGUUUAAUAAAUUCGCUUGAUUUCCGCUCGCAAUCCGUCGCGAGGCGAUUCAACGUGGCACGCGACGGCAUGACGCGAAUCGACGAAUGACGAGUGCCGGAGCCCGGAGCGGAGUGAGACGGUAACGAGAACGUAUAAGUGAUCCGGGAUCUUUGUUCUCUUUAAUUCUCGCGUUCGACGAUCUACGGUCUGUGUGUGAAGUGCCCCCCCCCCCUUGUCAAUGCUCGCCUUUGUUCAGUGGUAUCAGGGAAUUGCGGGAAUCCUCAUGGGCCAUGGCUGCUGCCACGAAGAAGGGACACGCGGGCAACGUGACGCUGCGACGCAUCCUCGUCGUCGUCCUCUCGUUGAUCCUGACCGGCGUCGAAGCGGCGCGCGGAUUUAGGCACAACCUGAAGCAAGCUCAGAGAGGUCCAUACAGCCUGAGUAAGAGCUCGAAAACUAGCGGUCUCUUUCCGUCCACGUUCAAUGUCGCCGCGAAAGCGGACAUUUACGUAAACGCAACUUGCGGUGAGGAGGGCCCAGAGACAUUUUGCAAGCCCUCAGAAUCGUCGAGAUGCGCCGUCUGCGACGCCAGGAGUCCGGAUCCUGGCAAGAGGCACAACAUCAGCAACAUCCUCGACUCGAGUCCCGGUAAAUGGUGGCAAAGCCCUACGUUAGCCAGAGGCGACCAUUACGAAUACAUAACAAUCCUCUUGGACCUGAAACAGGUCUAUCAAGUGGAAUACGUGAUAGUGAAGGCCGCGAACUCGCCGAGACCCGCGGCCUGGAUUCUGGAGAGAUCUCUGGACGGCGAGAACUUCCAACCGUGGCAGUAUUACGCGCCGAGCGAUGGGGAAUGCUGGACGAGAUAUUCGGCACCGCCUGUCGCGGGCAAACCCGUUUACAUGCUUGACGACGAGGUCAUAUGCACCAGCCAGUAUUCCAGACAAACCCCCAUGGAGAAUGGCGAGAUCCACACGCACUUGGUGAACGGUCGACCUGGAGCUUUGAACCACAGCGCGACUCUGCAGGAAUUCACCCAGGCCAAAUUCGUGCGGCUCCGUCUUCAGGGUCUCCGACGUAACGGCGAGGCUUUUGCCGACAAGAGACGUGCAUUUUAUUCGAUAAAGGAAAUCAAUAUCGGAGGACGUUGCCUGUGCUCCGGACAUGCGGCACGAUGUCGGUACAGCGUUCAGCACGGGCAUCAGGAAUGCGAAUGCGAGCGCCACACGUGCGGCGAAAGAUGCGAAAAAUGCUGCCCCAUGUACAAUCAGAUCCCGUGGAAGCCCGGCACAGCUGGCAAGGGCUUUCACUGCGAGAAGUGCAACUGCAACGGCCAUGCAACGUCCUGCAAAUACGACCAGGAAGUGGCCGAGAGGAGAAUGUCCAUGGAUAUCCGUGGGAAAUACCGAGGCGGUGGUGUGUGCGUCAAUUGCACGGAACACACGACCGGCAUUAACUGCGAAAAAUGUGAGAUCGGCUACUACAGGCCGAACGGCGUUGCACCUGAUGCACCUGAACCCUGCUUGCCCUGCGACUGCAACAUACGUGGCAGUACAGGCUACUGUACUCCCGACGAUUCCUACACGCGUAUGGGAAAGGUAGCAGGUGCCUGCGAAUGCAAGCCGGGAUAUUCGGGAUACAAGUGCGAUCAAUGCGCUGCCGGUUAUCGGCAGUUUCCCGAUUGCAUGCCGUGUCCCUGCGACUCCCGCGGGAUUCUGCCGUCCCACGAUUGCGAGGGCGACUGCUUGUGCAAGGCGAACGUCGCCGGGGAUUUCUGCGAUCGUUGCAAGCCCGGAUACUUCGCGCUCACGAAGGAUAAUCUCGAUGGUUGCAUGUCCUGCUAUUGCUUCGACGUAGCCGAUCGCUGCACCACCGCGAGAUUAGCAUACAGCAUGAUUUCUACGCUGGAGAACUGGUUGGUGACCGACAUGAACGCAUCUCGAGCAGUCGUUCCCAUCUUGGACACGGACAACGAAUGGCUGACCGUGACGGCGUUCGACGUCGAGUAUGACAGUCCUUUCUGGCUGGCGCCACAGAUUUACACGGGAAAUCGCGUAUCCUCGUACGGCAACAAUCUCACGUACUCCGUUUCGUGGGUUGUCAUGCGAGGCGACACCAGUGGUAAACCGACCAUGGAGCCCAACGUUAUUCUAGUUGGUAACAAUGGGAUGCGCAUAGCGUACGGCGAGGAACAGUACAAUGGUCAAGAAGCUGAAAUAGCGGUACCUUUACGUGAGCAAGGCUGGUUUCACGUGCGAAGCGACGUUCAGGACAUCCCGACCAGAUUGAGGAGAACCGAGUUUCGCGGCGAUCCCGUGACGAGGACGCAGAUGAUGCGCGUUCUCGCCGAUCUCAAGUACCUAAUGAUAAGGGCGCGAUAUCAUACGGAGCAAAUCGAAGGAAGUCUCCAGUCUGCCAUAUUGACAGUGGGCGAAUUAUCGCCGGAUGGCGAAACCGACAAUCUGGUCGAAAUGUGCGAGUGUCCCGAGGGAUACACAGGGACGUCAUGCGAGAAAUGUGCCUGGGGAUACGUGAAGAUGCCCGUCAACGGUUCCGAUCAUCAGGACCAUCACAUAUGCGUGAAAUGUGACUGCAACGGCCACGCGGGCUUCUGCGACCUCGUGUUGGGUGAAUGUGGGGCGUGUGAACAUCAUACGGCAGGCCCAAAAUGCGGUCGUUGCGCUACGGGGUAUUACGGUAUCGCAACGAGAGGCACCAGUGAGGACUGUAAGAAAUGCGCGUGUCCACUUUCCGUCGAGUCUAACAAUUUCAGUCCGAGUUGUCAGCUCGAAAAUCCCGUUGACAUGAAUAGCGGAUACGUGUGCACGCAAUGUCCCGAGGGAUACACCGGAGAUCAUUGCGAAACUUGUGAUGUAGGAUUCUACGGUAAUCCUCUGAUACCUGGCGGCACUUGCGAACGGUGUCCUUGCAACGGUGGUACCUGCGACCAGGAAACGGGUCGUUGUUUAGAAUGCCGCGGCAAUACCGAGGGUUGGAAGUGUGAAAGAUGCAAGGAAGCGCACUUCGGAAAUCCUCUGGACCAAAAUUGCAUGCCAUGCAAUUGCUCUUCCCUCGGUAGCAAUUCGAUUCAGUGCGAGCAGACGACAGGUCAGUGUCCUUGCAGACCUUUGUUCACCGAUCGUGACUGUUCCUCCUGCAUCGAGGGCUACGGGAACGUGACCGCAGGUUGCCGGGAAUGCGACUGCGACGUGGGUGCCAUCGACGGGUCCUGUGAUUCCGUAAGCGGUGUGUGCAGGUGCACGCCGGGCGUCGUCGGCUUCCGGUGCGAUCGCUGCGACGUGGACCACUACGGCUUGUCGGCGGAUGGCUGCAAAGGGUGUGGCUGCAACAAUUUGGGUUCCACGAAUUCUGCCUGUGACAUCGUGUCCGGACAGUGUCAGUGCAAGUCACACGUUAUUGGCAGGCAGUGCAACGAAUGCAAUGUCGGUUAUUGGGGAUUCGCAUCGGGAGCCGGCUGCACAUCUUGCGACUGCGAUUCCAUGGGAUCCCGCAACGCAUCCUGCCACAGUGAUACAGGAGUAUGCUACUGCAAGCCGGGUGUGGGUGGUGCGCGCUGCAACAGUUGUCAGUCCGGAUACUAUGGCUUCUCUUUGAACGGCUGUCAACUGUGCGACUCGUGUACGCGACCCGGUCACGUGUGCGACCCCGACACCGGUCGCUGCGUGUGUCCCCGCUUGACCUAUGGCGAGCACUGCGACCGGUGCCGACCGGGUGCGUGGGACCUGGUGCCGAGCGUCGGCUGCAAGCCGUGCGCUUGCACCCUGGGCGCCACGCGGUCCCAAUGCGACCAUCAGGGUCAGUGCCCCUGCAGGAUCGGCUACGACGGGCUCAGGUGCGAGAGAUGCGCCAAAGGUUACUACGGCUAUCCGAGAUGCCGUCCUUGCGGCUGCAGCUUGGCCGGCACGACGCACUGCCGGGACGGCGUCUGCGAGUGCGACGACAAGGGACAGUGCCCGUGCAAGGAACUGGUCAUCGGACGAAAGUGCAAUCAGUGCAAGGAAGGCACUUUCGGCCUUGCGAUGAACAAUGUCAGAGGAUGCACCGAGUGCUUCUGCUUCGGAAGGAGCACUCUUUGUCAGCAGGCCGGACUCAGUUGGGGUCAACGUAGAUUGACUCGGCCCCGCGUUCUUUAUAUCAAUGACACGGUCAACGAUGUAAUAAUAACAAACUUCGGCUCCACGACUGUAUUGCCAGCGGUGAACGGCGGAUUGAACGUGACAAACGGCCUCUCCGUAAUACCCGGAUCCAAUGGCGAUGUUACGUUGCCCACAAAUCUUUAUUACAGUUAUCCUUUAUAUUGGAGACUGCCGGAUUCCUUUCUAGGCGAUAAGGUCGUUUCUUACGGAGGAUUCCUGCGCUUUAAAACCUCGACGGAAGGUGGGAUACCUCUGAGAUCGAAUCUUCGAUAUCCUGUGGUGCAGUUGCAAGGAAACAAUAAGAUUGUCCUGGAGUAUUAUCUGCAUCUACCAGUGAACGAUAAUCAUUACGAAGUCAGAUUCCACGAGUCGUUGUGGCAGCUACAAAACAGACCGGAUUACAAAGUCUCCAGAGAGGUCCUAAUGGUCGCGUUACAAAACCUGCAGUACAUCCUCGUGAAAGCCUCCGACAACGCCGAAUUCACGAAAACUACAUUGCUGGAAGCUUCUCUCGACGCCGCCGUCCUGAUGCCUACGCACUCGCCACCGCUGGCGACUGGAGUGGAGAUCUGCCAGUGCCCGGCGGAAUACAACGGCACGUCUUGCCAGGAUCCCAGCAUCGGUUUUUACAGGUGGUACAAGAACACCACUGCCACGUCUACCAUCGUGAUCGAUCUUGUCGGACAAGCCAGGCGCUGCCAGUGCAACGGGAGAUCCGAGCUGUGCGACAGGGAGACGGGAUAUUGCUUGAAUUGCAAAGAAAACACGGUUGGUGCACAUUGCAACGUUUGCGCUGACAGUUUCUACGGUCAUCCGGAGUUUGGAGGCUGCAAGCCAUGUCCAUGCCCGCAAGUUGAUAAGAGAUUUUCGAGUACCUGCGUGGUUCGUACGGACAACGAACCCAUUUGUCACUGCAAGCCAGGCUACAUCGGUAGAAAAUGCGAACACUGCGCCUAUGGCUAUUACGGCUCUCCUGGCCUUCCGGACGGCAAGUGCGUUCCGUGCAACUGCAACUUGGCAGGAAGUUUGAGCGACGCCUGCGACGGCGAGACAGGACAGUGCAAAUGCAGGCCCGGUUCUACGGGCAGGGAUUGCUCCCAGUGCACGGCGUAUCGACACGUUUAUAUAAACAACGUUUGCACUUCUUGCGAUGACAAUUGCACGGGAAUUCUGCUCGACACUGUCGCGAUGCUGUCCGAGAACCUGGCCGAGGGAACGGGUCACAUAGCAGGCGGAUACAUUCCACCCCCCUGGGAAGCACUGUCAGAUAUCGAUUCCAACGUGACUGCAUAUCUCGAGGAAUUGGAGCUGCGAACACAACUGCAGCAAAGAAUGAGAAAUGUACCGUGGCAUGAAUACAAGAAGCUUGCGGAAGAUGUUGAAACUAUGUUAAGAAAUUUGAACAAGCAUGCAAAACAUGUUGGUACGUUGAAGACCAAAAGUGGCGACUUGAGAAAUAAUGUUUUUACCGCAAAGGUUACGCUCGAUAAUUUGAGAAAAGACAUAGGAGAUACAAUUUCGGAACUCAAUCAUUAUAGCAAUGACAAUAGGAAAAUUGAAAUCAAGAAAGCCUUAAAAACUGCGAAGACAAUCCUGAAUUAUUUAAAGUCCGUCGAUAUAGCCAAAAGAACUACGGAAGUGGAAAACUUCCUUGACGGUGUUACCGAAUAUGUGGCAUGGCUAAAUUCUCUUCAUGACGCGACUGAGCCUUUGGCAUCCGCCCAGGACGACGCUAAAGAUUUCGAGAUAAAGUUGGAUGAUAUGAGAACGGUCAUAGAAAACACCAUGGAAACGCUAUUCAGCUACGAUAGUUUGUACAACCGUAUCAAUGGGACAUUCGUCGAGACCAAGAACCAAUGCGUCCGUAUCGGGAUACUGCGCGACGAAACAAACCAAACGAUCACCGAGGGACAGAAACUCAUCGACGAGGCUCACGGUCUACUUGUCGACGCGGGAAACAAUAUUCAAGAUCUCCCAGACUUACGAGAUAAAUUAACAUACUGGACGGAGAAACUGAGCAUGAAGGAGGAACUCCUGUACCGACUAAAUUACGAGUACCCCGAGAAGUACGUGGUACCAGCAGUGCAACAUGCGAAGAAUUUGUCCAGCUACGUCGAUCAGUAUGUCAGUCUGUUCGCCGAGACACGAGAUAUUGCGGCCAGUCCUCUGAAAGCAAGCCAGGCCUACAAGAACAUCGUCGAUGGCCUGCAAGCAGCGAGAGUCACCGCACUAGCAGCCAAGGAAUCCGUCGAGGACGUGCAUAAGAAGGUUUUCCCUCCUUCGGGACAGAAAUCGCUGUUGGACGAUACCAAGGAAGUGUUGGCUAAGUCAUCGCAACAGUGGGAAACGGCAAAGGAGCACGGCAAACUAGUCAAGAAUGCGAAUACCGUGUUGGACGCUCAGAAGCAAGCCGUGCUCGUUUUGAAAGAUACAUUGAACAGCACUGGGAUAAAGGACAAUGAGAUAAAUGUGAAAUUGCGAGAGUUGCAGAGUAAUAGUAAAAAAUUGCAUGAAGAUCUAUUGGAUAUCUCGGAGGACAACGAUGAAGUAAGGAAAUCAGUAAAAAGCACGCAACGAUUAAUCGACUACUACAAACAAGGCAUCGCCGACAGACUGAAGCCAAAAUUGCAUGAAUUGAAGCGUGAAGGCGACUCGAAGAUUGGCCUCGCCAGUGAGAAAUUAUCAGAAGCGUUGAGCAAUAUUAAGAAAGCCGAUGCGAAGCUAAUAAGUUUAUCGAAUGCCGCGAUGAAGCGGAAAGCAGUUUUCGACAAGUGGAACGACACGUUAGCCACGAAACUGCAAAAUCUGAAAGACAAGAUUGCAGAGGCUCGAAAUACUGCUGAGGGGAUUCGCGUUUCUCUGCGAUCGGUGGAGGGUAAGGAAUGUAUCCGUUCGUACAGACCGGCGACGUUGCAACCCUCAUCAACGACGUCGAUCGUGAUAACAUUCGCGCUUCCAACCGCGCGCAAGGAGGGUUCCUUGUUUUACUUGCCUAGUGGAAUUAAUGACGAUUUUGUUGCUCUAGAAAUAGUUGACAAAAAGGUGCGAUUCCUGUGGAACGUCGGUGGUGGUACAGGCAUACUAACACAUCCUGAGGUCCUCGAAAGCGGCGAUAUUCAGAAGGACAAGUUUUGGUAUCGGAUCGAGGCUGAGAGAACGCGACACACAGGCAAGCUGAGCGUGCACAAGCAGUCUUCGACGUCCGGGCAGUAUCUCCCUGUUAUUAACAUGACUAAUUCCGAGUACGGUCGUUUCGACGUUCUACCUACGGACCGAGUGUGGAUAGGAGGUAUCCCUAAGUCGCAGAGGCGACCAACGGAACUAAUUGCCGGUAAUGGUCUUCCGGGUUGCAUUCAUCAAGUGAUCCUUGACGGAAGACAAAUUGGUCUCUGGAAUUUUAUCACGACAGCACCGGACAAGGCUUGCAAAGCUUGCGUAGAAGGAGUGGAAGAUGUCAGAGAUGACAUAGCUUACAGUUUCAACGGAGAAGGCUACGCCGUGAGAAACAGAGUCUCGUCUGGUCCAUACAAUAAAUAUAUGUUUGGAGUCUCAAUUAGUUUUCGAACAUACGACGAGAAUGCGUUGCUAUUUUUGGCCACUAACAGAGAGAACCAGCACAUUAUGAUUUUCCUGCGAGAAGGCAAAGUGAUUCUCGACGUCGGUUACGGCGGGAACGUUAGUAAAGAGAUAUCCUCGACUCGCAAAUAUAACACCGGCAAUUGGACAAAAGUGGACGCAUCCCGUCAGUAUCAAAUACGCCAUAAUAUCGAAAAAUGCAGUCUUAGCAUCGAUAACGACGAUUCGCUAAUCGUUGUGCCCACGCCACAGCCUAAAAAGGAGGAUAUUCCGGAUCUGGCGCAGGCUAAGUAUUAUAUCGGCGGAUUGCCGCCGAGCUUCCGCGCCGAGAAACUGAUGUUACCCUCGCAGGUGUCGUUCCUCGGAUGCAUGGCAAAUAUCAUAGUACAGGAAGGUUACGAUCCAAUGGCCGAACAGUAUUACGGGGUAGAAUCCAGUUGCGGUAAUAAGCCCUUGAAGAUAGUCGGAUUUUAUGGGAAUGGAUAUCUCGAACACUCCGCGUUCACUUUGCGGAAGAUCCAGUCUGUUUUAAGCUUCUCCUUCAGAACCAUGCAAGAUGCAGCUAUGCUCCUUCUCUCCACGUUCGAACGUCACAGAAUAAAAGAUAAUCUCAACGAAACAGCAAACAGAAACAGCUAUUACUCCGUGUGCAUUCUCAACGGACAAGUGCAAGUACGCUUAAAUGCCGGCCAGGGCGAGUUGGUUCUCCAGUCGAACAGCACUUUUAACGACGGGAGAUAUCACUCGGUCACCGUCCUUAAAAAAAGAAAAGAAGUAGAGCUGAGAAUCGAUGAUGCGUAUCAAACAUCCGGAAGGUUGCGCAGUAGUAUCGCGAUCAAGGCUCCCGAAUCAAACAGGGGACUUUUCUUUGGUGGGCUACCGGCUCCCAUCAAUAAUACUAAAAUGGUCGCAACUAACACGCCACUGUACGGUGCAAUCAAAGAUGUGAUUUUCAACGAUCUAAAUCUUCGAUUCGACGAUGCAGUUGAAUUCGAUCACGCUCUAAUCGGUCGUGCCGGACCGAGUAUGGGGAAAGACACGCCGAGUUACACACCAUCGGCGUCACUGUCUCGCGGGAUGUCCACGCAGCCCGAAGGAUGCCAGAAAGUGCCUUACUACUCGCUAGAACCGGGUGCUUUGAAAUUCGGCGAUAAGCCGCACAGUCACACGCAGCUCUAUCUCAACUUCAAGAAAUUCUGGGAGAAGAAAUAUGCGAUAGAAUUCGACUUUAGGACGUACUACCCCAAUGGACUGCUGUUCAUCACUCCGGGUCUUCGAUUGAAGCAUUAUCUGAUGGUGCUCAUCCGGGACGGGCAGCUUCUUUUGGUGGUGAAAAGCAAACUAAAGAAGGAAAUACUAUUUAAAACACCGUUUAACGACGGCAAUUGGCAUCAUGUCGUUAUCAGUCACGAAGAAAGGAAGCUUACCCUAUUAGUGGAUAGUCAGACACCACGCGUCCUCAAAGUACCGAGGAAAAUCAGCCUCGCGUCCAUGAUGUAUAUCGGUGGUCUCCCGGAAAGUGGAACACCCAUCCCGGAACAAGUGGUCGUUAGAUUGGAGACACUGAAGGGAUGUAUCAGAGGCUUGAAGAUCAAUGGAAACGUCUACGACAUGGUAGGCUCCACCAGUAGAGCCUUCAACGUCGGUCAGUGCUUCCCGAGCGUCGAGAGCGGAGCGUAUUUCCAGGGCGAAGCUUACGCUGUUUAUCGAAACAACUUCGAGGUGGACGGCGUGCUUGAACUUCAAUUGGAGUUUAGAACGUCGGAGGUGUCCGGCGUGUUGUUGUCGAUUACCGCACCCAGUGGCUCGCCUUCUCUAUCGCUGGAACUCAACAACGGUAAGGUGAUCAUGUCAGGCGAUCUGGGCGACAACAAUCCACUGUAUGUGGAGCAGGGAUUCGCCAGUCACUAUGCAAUCUGCGACAAUCGAUGGCACAGGAUCCAGGCCGUGUACAACGACGAGGAACUGGCGCUCAAGGUGGACGAGCUGGACCAAAAAUACGGCCUGCCCACUAACGUCAAUUAUCGUUUCAAUAGCUCUAUCUUCUCCGGCCCGUUGUAUAUAGGCGGUAUACCAGCAACCGCUCAGAAAGGCUCACUGUUAACGCGAGACCACUUCAACGGGUGCAUCAGGAAUGUGAUGAUAAGAGGGGAAAGGCGAGACUGGACGGACAUGGCUGAACUGCACAAUAUCCACCUGAGCUCCUGCCCGGUUCAAUGAUGGCGAGGCCGUGAAGAGGGAAGACAAUUACCUCGGCGUUCAGCGCUUUUAGUUCCAAAGAUUGCUCGAGGAGCCGCGUUGGAUUCAACAAUCGCACCGGGAUUAACGUGCCAUAUUCGCAGGCGACGAGGCGUUCUUUAAGACUUAACAAAGCCAAAAGAUGCUAAACCGUAGACCGUUUCGUUAGGCUUAAUCGUCGUGACACGAAGAUAGAAAAAAGAAAAAGAAAAGGGAGAGAGGGAGACCGUACGCGUCGGUCCCACCGUGGCAGACAAACGAUGGCACGAACAAUUUCGUUGCAUGCAAGUAACGCGUGCAGACGGUGACAUUUUACGCGUAAAUAGCGAGACCACUGCCAUAUAGUUUAAUUAUACGCUGUAAGCCGCAAACAAUUUGUACAUCAGUAUUUAAAAGCCAUUAUUUAUUAUCGUUAACGUUAGAUCUCGAGAAUUCGUGAUCGCCGCGUCGACGAGUUAGCAAAUAGAGAAUAACGCGACUAUGUUUUAUACUUUUAUAUAGUUAGACUUCUACUGGAGAGCCCGAUAUGUAUUGUACAUUGUAGAUUUUUUUUUAUUCGAAAGAUUUUUCGAGAAAACAUGCAAGUGCCCUGUAAAAAAAAAAGAAGUGUCCUUUUAAUCACGCACACAGAGAGAUAAUGUUCGAAGAAUAUUUAUAUCUAAUCUUGUCUCUCUCAUACAUAACACACGCACACGACUUUUGUUGAACUGUAAUAUAUUACAUAUACACAAGGAAAAAUUAACAAAUGACGAAUUCGCUGUUGUGUAUAAAAUAUAUAAUAUAACAAGAGAAAAAGCGCAAUGGGGCCGUGUCGCUUCGACUUAUUCUCCUUAACGCUCUUCUUAAAGUCUCUACAAAGUGCCUCGGACACUUUAGACGCAACAUUUAUAAAACUUCACAAUGCAAUUU
Molecule: messenger RNA, 11631 nt
Organism: Temnothorax curvispinosus
Lineage: Eukaryota; Metazoa; Arthropoda; Insecta; Hymenoptera; Formicidae
Gene: wb
Product: laminin subunit alpha-1
Exons: 43
Coding region: 1042-10704 (3220 amino acids)
Biological process (GO): regulation of embryonic development; axon guidance; regulation of cell migration
Cellular component (GO): basement membrane
Molecular function (GO): signaling receptor binding
Source: RefSeq, a predicted model, not a curated record